Messenger RNA from Paramuricea clavata, 4048 nucleotides. Lineage: Eukaryota; Metazoa; Cnidaria; Anthozoa; Malacalcyonacea; Plexauridae. The record is from the annotation of a GenBank genome assembly.
AUGAUUAUGUCUCGUAGACGACUGCUAUUGGUCUGGGCUAUUCUCUUCACAGUUGUUGUAUUAGCUUGCAUUUAUUUGCCGUAUCAGGCUACGAAUUCCAAAGGUAGGCGACAUUUUAUUCGCGACUUAAUUGUUACUUCGGACAAAUUGAAAUAGUUUGUUUACAUUAUAAAACUUAGUUUUACCGCAAACCUGACUGCAAUGUACGUUGUAUUAACUUUAUAUUUAGUAACUGGUUUUGAUCAUUUGAAGUUUAUAAAGCAAAAUAUAUGAUAGUAGCAAAUCUGUGAUAGCAAUUAAACUACAUAAUUGUGACAAUAAUGCAACCAAAUGUUGUUCAGAAUUUUUUUCUAUUUGUGUACAUUUUGAGAAAUUUGAAGUGAAAUCAAGAAAUUGUAUAUUUAUGCAUCUUUGUUAACAAUUCCACAAGCAACUGUGCAUUUGAUGGGCAAAAAGAAACUGUUAGAGAUAAUUCUGUUACAAUAUAUUUUAUUGUAUUGGAAAAUAUUAUGUAAUAUUUUAAUACAUACUAUUAAUUAUGUAGUGUAUAUAUACUAUGCCUUGCUUCUUGUUUUAUUGUGUGUUUGGUUUGUAUGUAUUAAUAUUCUGAACAUAUCCAAAUGUUAUAGAAAAUUAUGACGCUUUAACCCCAUGAUAAUACACCUUUUUGAUAAUUACGUCAUGAAUAUAUUCUUGGCCUGGGAGCCUCAUUUUCAUGAAUCAUGAGCCAAUCGCAUUCCGUUAUAGCCAGGUUGGCCUGGUUAAAUGACCCAGCUUCAUGCAAAGUUCUUUUGCCAAAUAAUUUUAGCUUGCAUUAUAAAACCAUGGUCAAUUCAGCCAGGAUGACACUCGAGUCAAAGGGGCACUCAGCUAGCUACGUUGACAUUUUUCCAUGAUAAGUCCCUGGAAAUACAGCUUGGCUAGCUGACCUCGUAUAAAUAUUAACAACUUCUAAAAAACCAUAUCCUUAUAUCAAAGAACAGUUUUCGCUAAAACAAUUCCUAAGCUUAAAACAGCCCAACACCUAAGGUAGAUCCUAUUUUUCCAUACUUAUUAUGUGCAUUUUAAAUUGGUUCAAGAUCGCUUUGUAAUCCCAACACAAAGCAAAUAUAAUCAUCAUCAAGAUAUCCCCACAAGAACCUCACCUACUUACGAAGUACAUCUAAAGAAACCCACAACCACCCAAUCUACCACCCCAUCAAAGAAAACUACAACUGCAGGACCCACAAAGCUAAAGUUAUGUGAACCUGAAUUGUUAGGUAACAAAACGUUUAUAUGAUUACAGCCCUUAUAAGUGAAGGUUAUACACUGAAACUGAGGGACAUACAAUUUCAAGUGGUGUGAAGUAACAUGUCUAAGCAGUUUAUAUCAUGAUUGGAGGUUUUAGGGACCCUAUUCUCAACCUACACUAGGUGAAGACUCAUUGGCAGGGCAGGGCCACUGAGAGGGGGACACUUUGCCCCAGUUCAAAAGGGGCCCUCAUAGCAACAUUAAGGCCCUUAAAAUUUCUUGAUACAAGUGUGUGUUAGUACUGGAUCAUAUGCAAUAAAGUACAAUAUAUUAUAAAACACCACUUUUAAACGUCAAACAAUUGACGUCAUAGGGACCCUCUGGGAAACUUCUUGGUGUCCCUGGUAAGGGAAGGUGUUCUAACCAAAUAUGCCACCGGUGUUCAUAUUCUAUUUUCAGUUGGGGCGGUGUAUUGUAACAAGACCGUACCUCAAAUGCAAGAGGUAGUGGAACAGCUCUCUAGUGAUUAUGAUGGAUUGGUCAAGAAAGGAGGAGCAUUCACACCAACAGGCUGCAUUGCCAAGAAUAAGGUGCAUAAGAAAUACAAAGAAAAAUUUGAUAUCAAUGUCGUUGUUUCAACAGGCAAAUUACAUUAAAAAAAUACAGUAAAUCUUUGAGCCUUUGGCAUAAUAUAACUCAUGAAUACUAUAACUUACAACUCAAUAAUGUUCAGAAAACAUUCCUAAUGUAUAAAUGUCCUACCUUUUUUAUUUAUUUCCUUGAAAUCCUUUCUUCUUUAUAGUUCAUAAUUUCCACGAAACAUCCUCGAGUAUAUUGGGGUUUAAAUUUUCCCGCCAAAAGACAUACUAGUCCCUAGUCCUCUGUAUACGCGGCUAAAGUAUCCCGUGACGUCAUAUUUUUCGGGUUGUGACGUCACCUGGGAGAAGUACAUAGAGGUACAUGAAAUUACCAGCACGUCAAAUGAUUUCUAUCUUUCUUUAUGUUUCAGCUUGCUAUAAUAAUUCCAUAUCGAAACCGUUCUCAGCAUUUGAGGAUAUUUUUGAGACAUAUGCAUCCCAUCAUGCAACGACAGAUGCAUGAUUACAGGAUCUUUGUAGUCGAACAGGUAUGUCGUGAAUUGAUAUAACACACCAUACCACAGAAUACUACACCAUACCAUACAUGUCAUACCAAUACUAUACCAUAUCAUACCAUACCAUACAAUAAACACCCCUGUUUUAAAAUUUCACAUUUUCAAAUUCCCCAGGCAGGCAACUACAGUUUCAAUCGUGCGCAGUUAAUCAACAUUGGAUUCCUAGAAGCUCUCAAAAUCUCGGACUAUCAAUGUUUUGUGUUUCAUGAUGUUGACCAUAUUUUGGAAAAUGAUCAAAAUGACUACGGGUGCCCAGAAAGUCCCAAACUAUUGGGCGUGUCUGUAGAUCGCUUCAACAGAAGGUACGGGAUCAUAUUUGACAAAUCAAACCAUGCUAAAAAUAAGUCCAAAACAUUGACUUGAUCGUAUGAAGAACAGAGAGAUUUUCAAAACAAUGAAAAGAUAGUGGAACAUUUUGAUCUCUGGAUGCCCCAUUUCUAUCUACCAUUUUGUGGAAUUAGGUUAAAUAUUCAAUGGUUGGCAAAAUUCUGCGAUAAAAAUGCAUUAGUUAUGUUCCAAAUUUUUACACAUUUAUUUAAUAUUAGUUUAACUACAAGUUCAUAACUUUAUAUCUUGCGACUUAUUUCCUAUAGAUUUCCAUACCAAAAAUAUUUUGGUGGUGUUGGAGCGUUCAGUAAAGAUCAGUUUGAAAAAAUGAACGGAUAUUCCAACUUGUUCUGGGGAUGGGGAGGCGAAGACGACGAUGCAUAUAACAGGUAAUACACUAACAUGUACAAGUGUUCCAAGGUGGAUCCGAAGUCAGAGGAUAAAACUGGCCAGCCAACUUCUGUACGAGGUGGAUUUUUACCACAGAUUAUUUUAGAGUCAAGUUGACUUUUUACUGGCUGAAACUGAAAAGAAAUGAUAUUCUGAAUGAAUUGCGAUCACUGGCCUGCCAUUAGAUCAGUGAUCAGUGUAGUAUGUCAUGCAAUAUACUGUCUGUACAAUUUAACGCCAAUUAUCUUUGUUUCAUUUUAGAAUACGGGCAGCUGGUUACAGUUUGACACGACCGCGUGCAAAUAUCGGUCGCUACAUGAUGCUGAAAGAACACCAUUUUCGCGAUAAACCUGGCGGAAACAGGUAGGAGUAUGGUAAUAUCUCGCCAGUGUAAUAGACUCAACUCAUAAGAUGAGUCGUAUUUUAAGCAAUUUAAGCCUGGUUUCCAUAUGGUCGUAACGGUCGUAAAGAUUGAGUCACGAUCUUUCUCAACAGCUGAAAUAUUUUAGAACUGAAAAUACGCGGAGUGAUUAUAACUAGAGAAUAUUUAUGAUUUACAUGUGGUUUACAGGUAUAAACUAUUAUAAACUGGCAAUUGAGAAAGAUCGUGACUCUAUUUUUUCCACCAUUACGACCAUAUCAUAUGGAAAGCAAGCUUUAAAACACUCGCAGUCAGUGCUUUAUCAGAUAUAAGACACUCGGCUCAGUCACCUCGUGUUUUAAAUGUAGUGUGAAUCCACCAAUGCGCUAUACCAUUCUCAUUGCAGAUACAUGCUGUUAAAAACCUCCACCAAGCGUAUGUAUACAGAUGGUUUGAACUCGGUGAAAUAUAAAGUACUAAAGAUCACAGAGUUCCCUCUAUUUACCCACAUUCUGGCAAAACUCUUUGAAGAACUUGAUGUCAUGCCAAACAUCACAUCAACAUCAACGAUUACAGCUCCGAUAUAG